Pyrus x bretschneideri (Chinese white pear) is the source of this 947-nucleotide messenger RNA. RefSeq lists its product as uncharacterized. The record is from RefSeq and is a predicted model, not a curated record. The transcript is spliced from 2 exons. Lineage: Eukaryota; Viridiplantae; Streptophyta; Magnoliopsida; Rosales; Rosaceae. The coding region runs from base 467 to 673 and encodes 68 amino acids.
CGAUAGGUAUUGUUUGCCUUUCAUUUUAAAUAAAAAAUUUUAAAUGAUUUUUGGUCUCAAAAUGAUUGAUGAACGAAUAAAAUGAACUAAUCCUUAGGAUCAUCACAAAGAGAUUUUGAAUAAAAUCCUAUUCCCAAUUACAUGACCAAAAAUCUCCAGCUACUGCAUGUAAGAGGUCUUUGGUAUGGUAGUCGUGUGGUGUUAUUACUUUGUUUGCAUAUAUUUAUUUGAAAAUGAUCCUCUUCGAAUUCUUUUUGUUAAGAUUCCGAAGAUUUAUUGUACAUUGUGCGUACGAAAACUGACCGUACGAUGUAUGAUAAACGAAUGUAAUUGAAGGAUUUUUAGUGCUAAUGUACGUGUACACAGCUCAUCGAACUUCUUCACCUAAGCUUCAUUCAUAUAAAUAAUCUGAUAUGCUAUACACACACACACACACACAUUGAAAGCAAAGUCUCAAGUUUCUGAAAUGGUUUGCUUUUGUUUCCUGGUAGACCAGAGGAGGAAGGUGUGGCGGAGCAAGCCGGUGGCUGGGACAUGUUCAAGAUGUGGGUGUGGAGCAAGCGUCGCUGACAUAAAGACUUCGACUAGGUUUUGCUAUAUUCCAGUUUACUGGAAAUCUUGGAAAGCAAUCAUGUGUACUUUUUGUGGAGCCAUUCUCAAAUCUUAUAGAUAAAAUUUCUGCAGAUAUAUGUUAUUGUUAACUUCACAGAAUAUUUUGGUGUGAGUAAAGGUGUAUGGAACUGUAAAUAUAGGCGGCUUGCUGUUGGUUAGUCAUGGAGUGGAAUAUGGAGACGAGGAUUUUGCUCUAAGUAUAUAAAUUUUACUCUGUUGAGAAAGUAUUGUGAAGAAGUGGAUAAUUAAUUAUAAUUAACUCCAAUUACUAUGAACUGGUUGUUAAGUUGUAGUUUGUAUUUUAACAACUAUUAUUUUAAUAUUUUCUUUCUUCC